This is a messenger RNA of Varanus komodoensis (Komodo dragon), 4608 nucleotides long. It is a transcript of the gene RPUSD1, whose product is annotated as RNA pseudouridine synthase domain containing 1. Lineage: Eukaryota; Metazoa; Chordata; Lepidosauria; Squamata; Varanidae. The record is from RefSeq and is a predicted model, not a curated record. Bases 1306 to 2316 code for a protein of 336 amino acids. The transcript has 7 exons. Gene Ontology annotation, molecular function: RNA binding; pseudouridine synthase activity. Gene Ontology annotation, biological process: pseudouridine synthesis.
UGGAGGAGGAGGAAAGGGGAUGUUAUGUGGGGUGGAGAGGAGGGGAGACCCGAGAAGCCAAAACGCAAAAUAUCUGGGGCCUCUUCGCUUCCCGGCCUCGGCCACUCCUCUUGCCUUGCCCCAGUGUCUUGAAGCACGAUUGCCCGAUUCGGAGUGACACGGUGGUGGAAGCAGCUGGAACGUAAACCAUCUGCCCUCUUUGGAUGCACCAGAAGAAAGCCUUGCUCGUGUGGCAGAGAUCAGGGGAGGGAAGUGCUGCUGGCUGAGUGUGCGGCCAGAGACUUUUCAGAGUCAUGCAAGGAAGCUGCAGGGUCGGGAAGGCAGGGCUGGGCAAGGGCAGCCCUUCCCCAUGAAGCCCAUGGUUAAGCUUUGGAACGGCUGCCCGAGGGUGCCGCGGCCAGCAUGACCCAGACGGCAUCAGAGGAGGGUGAGGCGACUCUCCGAAGGAGGUGGCCGCUGCCUGCUGCCGCUCUUGCCAUCUCCAUGGCCUCUCCCGUUUGGAUGCACCUGUGCCGGGGGACGCGGGUGGGAUGGUGCUUUGGCACUCGCACCCCCAGUUAGCGACUCGGGCACCGUGUGAACUGGAUGCUGGCCCAGAGGCCUUUCACCAGUGGCGCUCAGCUCUUACGUUCCCCUGAGGCUGUCCUCGCUCACCUGAGAAGUUGUAUUUUUGGACAGAGUGGGCUUGACUGCCGAGUAAAAAUGCAGAGCCAUCAGGAUGAAAAACAUUGACGGUUGCUCCUGCUGGCACUUACUAGCACUUCCAGAUGUUCAAAACUGCUUUAUGUGCAUUAUCCUUGUAGAGGGGGAUGAGGCGGACAGAGACUAGCUUCCCUAAGGGCAGCUUGUGAAUUUGGAGCAGAGGUGAGAAUUAAACUGGCUUCUUUAUUAUGGGCAGCUCAGCCUUUUAGGGUGCAGACCUAUACACAUAUCAACAGAAAAUAGUCCUUCAUUUUUAUGCCACUGCCAGUGGCUGGCCAGAAGAGUGCGGAUUCUUACAGCACUCCUUUUCGUAUUAAACAUGCCCCGGAUUCUGUUUGUAGCCACUCUGCUUACAGCAGUUCUCACUUAAAUGUCCCUGAACACAGGAUGGUAUGCAGGACUAAGUUGAGCUAGACCUUAAUUCUGGAAGUUGAUUUCACUUGAGAGUCCUAGAAUGUGUGAAGUAACACAGUACCGGCAAACACUCAAAGAGUGAUUUUCUGCUCCCAUGGAAUAAUAUAACUGCUCAAAACUUUUCUGGUGUUGCCCAGAAAGCCCUUUGUUUCAGAAACAAAGAACAUCUUCUCCGGAAGGCCCGUCGCGAUGGAGCCUGUGAGUAUCGAUAACCUCUCCAUCCUGUACCAAAGUGCAGACUUCAUUGUGGUGAACAAGCACUGGGACGUCCGGAUCGACAGCAAGAUGUGGUACGAAAAGCUCACGCUUCAGAGGCAGCUGAAAUACCGAUUCCCGGAGCUCGCCGAUCCAGACACCUACUACGGGUUCCGGUUCUGCCACCAGCUGGAUUUCUCCACCAGCGGAGCCCUUUGUGUUGCGCUCAACAAGGCAGCUGCUGGCAAUGCGUACAAGUGCUUCAAGGACCGGCUGGUAACAAAGGCCUACCUGGCACUAGUGCGGGGCCACGUUCAGGAAAUGAAGAUGACGAUCCGGCAUGCGAUUGGGAAGAAUACAGUGGAGGGCCUGACCCACAUGAUGUGCAUUGAAGGCACCGAGGGUUGUGAAAACCCCAAACCUUGCCAGUCGGAGCUGACUGUACUUGAGCACGGCCUGUAUAGCGGCGACCCCGUGACCAAGGUGCUCCUGCAGCCGCUCACAGGAAGAACCCACCAGCUCCGGGUCCACUGCAGCGCCAUUGGGCACCCGGUAGUGGGCGACUUCACAUACAGCUUCAAGACGGACAGCGGCCCCUACCGGAUGAUGCUGCACGCCUACUACUUGCGCAUCCCGACCAGCAAGGAACGGAUCGAGUCCGCGGGACAAGAUGUGCUGGAUGCCCUCCUGCACCUGCUCCUUCGCCACCAAAGGGAAGGAAUCGGUGAAAGAAAGAGACGAGGAAGAUCUCUCGAGCCCAUGAUGAUGACAGCAGACGUGGAUCAUGGGCAUCUCGUGGUGGUGCACAAAAGCCUGAUUUUCGCAGAAUCUCGGAGGAAAGCAGAAAAAAGGAAGACCCCAAAGCUGAAGCAGUUAAACAGUCUGGCCUGUUCAGGGUCGCAACUUUGCACCACUGCCCUUGAAAAUGUUCCUUUUCUAAGCUGUCACGUCCUUUUUCUGGCAGGAUCUUUUGCAUUUUCCAUGGUGAGAGCAGAAACUCAAUAGGUGGCUCUUCCCUCGUCACUGAAUCUCCAAUCCAGGAAAAUCAUCUGUUGCAUUUCUGCAGCUGUUGAGUACGUAAGGGUGAUGCCAUGAACAAGGAUUGAUGCUUCCUGGACAAAUGGCCAUAACUGCAUUUAAUCUGGCCCCUGUGCAGAAAGCAGAAAAAUGGCUUCAAGUACUGCUGGAGUUGGUGAAGAAGUUCCUGACGGAAGUGGACUAGGGCUGUUGCAUAUUCUGGGUCACAUGCCCUCUUCUUCCUUUUCUUUGCAGCAUUGCCCACUAGCUUUCUGGUGUGUUGCGAUCCACCACUAGAAGAUAUGAUAUCUUUCAGGGGUUUAGCUGAAUUCAGGGAGGGUGAGGCUUACUGGUGGCUAUUUAGCACGAUGCCAAUGCGGGAACUCCAGGAUUCAGGGCAGUUGAGCUCCAUGCGUACCCUUGACGUGGCUUUCCUAGAAGCAUCUGACCAGGAUGCCUGACUCAGUCAGCCUUUGGCUUCAUCCAGGAGGGCUCCUCUUACGGAAGAGAUGCCCUGUUCCGUGGGUCGCAUCCGGGGGGAUGGAUUUCAUCUCCCUGCCCUUGAAGCCCCUGGCUUUCUGGAGCAGGUCUGGACCCUGCGCAGGAAGCUGCAGGGGGCGGACAAAUGAAGAAGUCCCCCCACCCACCCAGCUGGCAAGUCAGUGUCCCAGCACGGCCCCAAGUGGCUGCUGAAGUAGUCGGCUCUUUGUGGGGAAGCUGCAUUUUGUAAAUGGAUUUUACAAGGUUCAGAGCUGGCUGUCAAAAGUCUCCAAUGUUAGCUGCUUCAGGGUGGCUGUUUUUUUUCAAAUAUUCAGGAAUAACUUUCAUGAGCUGCUUGCACGUUCCUUAGUAUAUAUUCCCGAUCAUUCCUGUCUUGUCUGGAAUCCCUUCAGUGGAAGCUUGUCAUUUUCUAAUAUGCUCCGGGGGAGAAGCAGCUGCAGCUGCACGGGGUUACUGGGUCUGACACAGACGGGGCAGGGAUCUUUCCAGAUUCUUCUCAGAAUGCACGAACUGAGCAUCGUGUACUUGUCUGUGCAUUUUCCAUUGUCAUCAACAGCGUUUGCUCCCUCCACCCCAAAGUCUACAGAGAGCCAUCAGAAUUUCUCACUUUUCAAAUGUAACGAGACCGGCCUGUUUUCCUGAGUGAGCUCAUUAGCUCACUGCAUGAGGCAGGCCAAUGUAUGUUUACACCUUUUUUGUUUGUUUCGCAUUGCUGCCUGGGAAUGCUGGGAAUUGUAGGCCUUCUCCUGGCUCAUCAUGCCCUGGGUUGUGUCUAGUGAGGUGCCUUGCUCGGUAACAUUGAUAGCGACGGUCAUGCUGGCAGGGAGGUGUGAGUUUCCCGGACACUACCUGAUUGCUUUGCACCCGUUUGUCUCCGUGCCUGAUCCUGCCCUUCCUUAGAGCGGUGUGUUUAAAAGUGUGCACUGGACCUUUGUAGGAUGAUGGGAUGGCAAGUUAGCAUCCCUGAACAGCAGCUUGUCCACUGUGUUUGCGCUACCUCCAGCCUGGGGGGUGUUCCAGGUAUGGCUCUCGCUUGUUAGGGUGCCCUCUUCCUUGCCUUUUGCAUUUUUUUGUGGGGCAAGCAUCUCUGCCCCAUAGUAUUUCCCAAACCCUUUGCAAUGCUGUAGGGUUCCACAGGGGAGAGACAGUGUUCUGCAGGCAGUGACUCCCUAUGGAGAGGGUACCCUGAAGAUAAACUUUGAAUCCCUUAAAAAAUAUAGACUGAAAUUGAAAAAUUUGCACAGGCUUUUUCCAGUAGUGAGUGAGAGAGAGACAUUUCAGUAUUAGAAAAUCCAGUGUGACGUUAUCUGUGGAUUGCGUGCUUUUUUCUUACGCAUUUAUUCCUUAUUCUUUUAUAUCCACCUUCCCUCCAAAGGAUGCAGGGCAGCUUAGAUGAGGUGCCUCUUCUGCAGUUCAUCUGCACCGCACUGGUGCCAGGUAGCUCAGGCUGAAACUGGCUUGGAAUGACCCAGUGAGCUCCGUAGCCAGGAAGGGGCGAGAAUCUCCUGAGUCCCAGUCCAGCACCGCUAUCCCACGAGUGUAGCUAUUUAAACUUGGCCCUAUCUCUACAAAUAGUGAAUUUGUACAAAUAGUAUAAACUGAGUGAUCAUUUUCCUAUUGCAACCUACGGUUGUGAAAUGAAGAAGCUGGACAAGAGGAAAAUCGACUCGUUCAAGCUGGGGUGUUGGUGGAGGCUCCCGCACAUUCCAUGGACAGCGGGGGUGACGAGCAAGCCGGUGAGGAGCAUAUUAAGCCAGACGCGUCCCUGGUCGGCAAGAU